This is a messenger RNA of Zophobas morio, 1466 nucleotides long. RefSeq names its product serine protease persephone-like. Gene Ontology annotation, biological process: proteolysis. The record is from RefSeq and is a predicted model, not a curated record. NCBI's taxonomy places the organism in Eukaryota, Metazoa, Arthropoda, Insecta, Coleoptera, Tenebrionidae. The coding region runs from base 172 to 1299 and encodes 375 amino acids. Gene Ontology annotation, molecular function: serine-type endopeptidase activity. The transcript is spliced from 3 exons.
ACUUCAAAGAAACUCGAAAGAAGAGCUUGCGCGUCGUCGACGCAUUUCAGUCAACAAUAAACUCACACUAGUAGUCUAAUAAGUCAGUCUGUGUUCAGUUUUUGUCAUGACAUCACCAACACUGAAGACGACCACGUGAUAGUGACCUACCUAGUAGUGUACCAGCAAAAAAUGUUUCAAACUAAAAACUGGGCAUUCUACGGUUUAGUGAUUGGAUUUUCUUUGUUUCACGUCUAUUGUAUACCCCGGGAAUUAUUUGCCGGUUCAAAAUGUCAUAAUUCUAACGCUCCAGGAAAAUGCAUCCCUCUCACAAACUGUACUUCAGCGCUGGAUGCAGUAAAGGAACAAGGUUUCCACGAGUUGAAGCGUUGCGGUUUUCAAGGAUUUGUAGAAGUAGUGUGCUGCCCCUCUACAGAUAUGCGUGCCGUCCAUACGGACAAACCACCUAACAAAGACGACGACGAUGACAGAAAAGCUUCAAUUAGAGGCGGCGACCUAAACAGAAAGAGCCAAAAAGCGUGCGACAAAUAUACAAAAAAUUUACCAAUAGUUCUAUCCUACCACAUCGUGGGUGGAGAAGAUGCACAAGUGGGAGAAUUUCCUCAUAUGGCCGCACUUGGUUUCUACAGCAAAGAAGAUAGUGUGUAUAGGUUUGACUGCGGGGGUACUUUAAUUUCCCCUCGUUAUAUAGUAACCGCCGCGCACUGUUUUGUAAAUGUACAGGCCAACGAGCUGAAGAUAGCAAGACUGGGUGUAAUCAGAGUUCCAGAAACUGUAGAAAAGCCUGAUCCUAAAAUAGAUUAUAACGUCAUUAACAUCACCAUUCAUAACGAAUAUAAGUGGAAAGAAAAGUUCAACGACAUAGCUUUAGUCAAACUUGAGAAAAAAGUUACCUUUACCGAUAGUAUUCGGCCAGCUUGUUUGUACACAAAGAAUGAUGACCCUGAAAGGUUAAUGGUAACUGGAUGGGGAGCUGUGGGUUUAGGAGGAGAGCGAAGUAGUAUCCUCCAAAAGGCGACUUUGAGCCCUGUGCCCGUGCGGGAAUGUAAUACCACAUAUCAGGCUAGGACUCAAAAGUACAUUAUAGAAAAUCAAAUAUGUGCUGCCAACAAUGUGAGCGAUGCUUGCCAGGGAGACUCCGGAGGGCCUUUGCAGACACAAAGCACAGCUAGCGUAUUAACAAUCGUUGGAGUAACAUCAUAUGGUAUUGGCUGUGGUAGCAAAUAUCCUGGAGUUUACACAAGAGUUAGUGGUUAUUUAGACUGGAUUGAAGAUCUAGUUUGGCCAGGCGCCAUAUAGAAAAUUGCCAUCUCAAUACAUACGGGUUGACGUGCCAGUAAUUGUGAUAAUUUUUUGUUGCAAACGCCAUUGUCUUUGGGAUGUUAAGUGCCUGAAACGUAAUUUAUUGUUAAGAUUUCAAAAAAAAUUAUAUUUCUUAUGUGAUACAAUUAUAAAGUUUAUGUUGA